Messenger RNA from Drosophila rhopaloa, 2241 nucleotides. It is a transcript of the gene Tom70, whose product is annotated as mitochondrial import receptor subunit TOM70. The record is from RefSeq and is a predicted model, not a curated record. Lineage: Eukaryota; Metazoa; Arthropoda; Insecta; Diptera; Drosophilidae. The transcript is spliced from 3 exons. Bases 194 to 1963 code for a protein of 589 amino acids. Gene Ontology annotation, molecular function: protein binding.
AAUAUAUCAGCGAUACGAUAUUUUAAAAAUAUUUGACAUCCCUACUCAGCAGGCUAAUGUACAAUAGAAUAUAAGUUUCUCAAGUUCUAACUGAAAGUAGGCCAAACAACGUUUCAUAUUUGCCAAAUUCACAGCAGUGUUAAGUUUCAAAAAAGUUCCAUACAAGACACACAACCGCAGGGAGUCCGGCACGAUGGCGAUGACUCUGAACAUUGGCUCUGUGAAGCUAAACAAGUGGCAGCUGGCGCUUAUCCUGGGAACUCCUUUGGCCAUCGGACUGGGCACCUAUGCGGUAAAGCGAUGGAACGCUGCCCCCAAGGAGGCGGACGGGGAGAAGAAGCGGCCGAAGGCCAAGUUCGAGAAGCAGCCCAUCUCCCUGGACGGCACCGCACCGGACAAGGAGCUGGAGCGCAAGAAGAAGUCCGCCGAGCUGGGCGAGAAGCUGUCGCCGCUUAAGGAGGCCAACAACUACAAGACGGAGGGCAACAACUGCUACCGGAAUGGAAAGUACGACGAAGCCAUUAACUUCUAUGACAAGGCCAUCGACAAGUGCCCCAAGGAGCAUCGCACCGACAUGGCCAUUUUCUACCAGAACCGCGCCGCCUCCUACGAGAUGCUUAAGAAGUGGGCAAAGGUCAAGGAGGACUGCUCUGCCUCGCUGGAGUUUAAUCCGCGCUAUGCCAAGGCAUACUACCGACGUGCACGUGCUCACGAGGCCACCAAGGAUAUGGUGGAGUGCCUGGACGAUGUCACCGCUACCUGCAUCCUGGAGAUGUUCCAGAACAAUCAAACCAUCAUGUUCGCGGACCGAGUGCUUAAGGAGACUGGGCGUGUGGACGCCGAGAAGGGUAUGCGCAGUAGGGUGCCGGUUGUGCCGUCCGCCUGUUUCGUGAACACCUACAUGCGCUCCUUCAUCGCGGAUCCGCUGCAGACCUUGGAACUACCCGCCCCGGAGUCGGACGCACUUGCAAAAGGUUUUGUGCGGGCCCACCGCGCUUUCCUCGAGGAAAAGUUUGAGGACAUCAUUCCCGCCUGCACUGAAGAGAUUGAAUCCUCCGAAGCCGAAGCGCAGUACAAAGUUGAGGCUCUUCUCAUGCGAGGCACCUUCCACCUCCUGUGCGGCUCAUAUUUAGAGAGCCAGCAGGACUUUGAUGCCGUCUUAGGAAACGCUGAUGCUGAUCCCAAUCUGCGGGCCUACGCAUAUAUAAAGCGAGCUGCCCUCUACAUCCAGCUGGACCAGCGCGAAAAGGGCUUGGCUGACUUUGACGAGGCGGAAAAGCUGAAUCCAGACAACCCGGAUGUGUACCACCAGCGUGCCCAAAUUCUUCUGCUGCUGGAACAGAUUGAACCCGCUUUGACCGAGUUUGCCAAGGCGGUGCGCAUUGCGCCCAACCACGCCAUCGCCCUCGUCCAGAAGUGCUAUGCCGAGUACCGCCUGUCGCUUUUGGCCGGCGACCAGAGGCGACUGGAGGGCGUGAUGCACACAUUCGCUGAGGCCAUCGAGCGGUUCCCCAGCUGCGUUGAGUGCUACAGCCUAAUGGCUCAGGUUCUGGCCGACCAGCAGCAGUACAACGAGGCGCAGCAGUAUUACGAGAAAGCCAUGAAGCUUGCGCCCAAGAAUCCGGCCCUUAUUGUUCACCAGGCUAUCAUGGUGUUGCAGUGGCGCGGAGACAUUGAGGCAGCCGUUCAGUUGCUCAACAAGGCGAUCGAAGUGGAUCCCAAAUGCGAACUGGCGUACGAGACACUAGGAACCGUGGAGGUGCAGCGCGCGCAGCUCAAGCGGGCCGUGGAACUAUUCGAAAAGGCGCUGCUCUAUGCCAAAAGCCAGGCAGAGCUCGUGCACGUCUACUCGUUGCGUAACGCGGCGGUGGCCCAGAUCAAUGUUACCAAGAAGCUGGGCAUCGAUAUGAACUCGGUUUCAGCCAUGGCACAGUCAGGUUUAAUGCCCCAGGGCGUCGUGUAAAGUUUGCAACCCGUGUUUUGGAAUUGAAAGACCGAAGAAGCGAGAGCGGAGCAUUUAGCUAGACCAUCACCAGCAGACCUACUCUAAUUAAGUUAAUAUCGACCAUACCUGUUAUUUAUAUAUAUAUAAAGCUUGUUUACGUUUAUGCUCCUAGCUAUAGCAUAGAAAUUGUCAUGUAUUAUGCUACAUAUGUAAUCUAGAAUCUGUUGCCUAAGGAAUCCAGUAAGACAAAACCCGUAGCUUAUGUUUUAGCGUAAGAUUAAACUAAUAACAAGCAA